Molecule: messenger RNA, 444 nt
Organism: Symbiodinium pilosum
Lineage: Eukaryota; Dinophyceae; Suessiales; Symbiodiniaceae
Source: the annotation of a GenBank genome assembly
AUGUUUCUUUGCGCCCGGCUUGGCUACCUGCGGCAGACCCAGGUCCUUAGAAGCCGAGCAGCCGCAGGGAAGGUGCAGCGAGUGCCUGACCCACGGGCUCGGACGUUUGAGGAGCGGGGCUUUGAAGCAGCCCGAGACCGGCGCCGCCUUCGACCGUACUGGCCCCCGCAGGGCGAAGCCUUGGAGCUUCCCGGGGGCCGAAAGCAGGUACAGGUCCUGACUGCAAAGAGUGAUGUGGACGGCACCCUUGAAGCUCAGCUUGCCUUUCUAACCCGUGGCGGCCACCGGCUCUUCUAUCUCAACGAGGAGGAAUUGGCCGAGCUGGAGAAGCUGGCGCCGCGCAUCUCCGAGUACUUUGAGCUCUGGGAGGAGAAGGCGAGGGAAUUUGCCGACAGUGAGAAUGACAACCGCCUGCGUAAAGAUCUACAGCAGCCGCUGGAAUGA